Molecule: messenger RNA, 996 nt
Organism: Penicillium arizonense
Lineage: Eukaryota; Fungi; Ascomycota; Eurotiomycetes; Eurotiales; Aspergillaceae
Product: putative ubiquitin-conjugating enzyme
Exons: 4
Coding region: 1-996 (331 amino acids)
Source: RefSeq, a predicted model, not a curated record
AUGGCGACCACCAGAUUACCCUGCAUUCCGUCUCUUCGAAAGCAGCAGCUCCACCUGGAAUUUGCGAGCUUAAAACAUGCAACACCGCCAGGGGUCUACGUGACCCUGGCUCCUGGAGACCCGACACUCUGGAAUGGAGUGAUCUUCGUUCGCUCAGGUCCCUACGCAUCCGCCAUCCUCCGCUUCCAACUCCGCUUCCCUGACACCUACCCCGACCUCCCACCUCUGGUCACCUUCGCGACCGACUUCUUCCACCCAUUGAUUGUGCCCCUCACCACUUAUACCUUCAGUACCGGCUCGGCAAGUGACAACCCUGUCAGCGCAACAGAUGAGGAACGGUUACCGCCUGGUGGGUUCAGUCUCCGCCAUGGAUUCCCUCACUGGUUUGGCAGAGCAAAGCGGAGCGGCUUAGCAUCGGGGAAUACAUCGCGAAAUGUAAGCGGGAAUAGUGCAACUGCUGCACCGUCGGGUGAAACGAGUGCUGCAGAUCCUGCAAAAGGCGAUGUAGCCCCGGACACGUCGACUGCCCCGACAUCAACGCACCCGGAAACCAGUGACAAUGACGUGGAGACACCACGCGUGGCCCAGGUCCCUUCCAUGGACCAGUUUGCGGAACCAAGGUCUAUUGUCCCUGUCUCAGAAAUAUUGGAUUACAUCCGGUCGACGUUCGAUGAUGAAACUGUGCUGGAUUCGUUGCCAGUUGAAGUCGCCGGCAAUCCUGGGGCAUGGCAUGCGUGGAAGGCACACCGCCGAGGUGGUACUGGCGGAGGAUGGAAACGGGGAAGCCCGCAGACCCGGCUUCCCGGUGACUGGCAUUGGGAUGGGAUCUGGGCUCGGCGGGCUCAAGAUGAGAUUGAGAAUUCGCGCUCUGAUCCGAUGUUAUUUGGAAGUGCUGCUCGUGGGAAUGGGGAUGAAAUGAUUCGGUUCUCACGGUUGGAUGAUGCGAGCUUGAACUCGGUCAAGGAGAGUAUGGCAGCCAUGGUAGGCAAUGUAUAA